AACAGUAGGAACACGGUCAAGGGAAUGCCAGGCCUUUUGUUAAGAACCAGCAUGAAGAAGCCUCCAUGAGAAGCUGGGAAGGGAUGGACAGAGGAAGCAUAACUCUUCAUGAGAGCACAGAGCUCUAGGGCUUAGCCUCUAGCACAGACUGGCCAUGGGACAUUUUGCUGCUUCUCAGUAACCUGCCUCCUGCUACACAUUUCCCACUCUGGGGAGAUCAUCCUGCCUGUUGACUCAUGGAAUGCUCCAUGUAGCUGACCUGUAGACAGAUAAUGAUGAGGCCCUGGGGGCCCUAGCCUGCCUGUCCUCUAUGAGCUGAAACUCCAAGCCUGGCUAGAUACAAGAGGAGGUCAGUCCCCCCACAUUGGGCAACUCUGCUACGAUGGACUAUUGUUGCCUGGCCUUAGGGGCAAGAGACAGACAGUCCAUGCUUGUGGCCCUUCAACCUCUAAGAGCAAAGGCUGUGUCAGCCUCAUAAAUCAUGCUUGCAGUGUGCAUAUGUCACACGCGUCUAGCAUCCCUCACCCUGAACCUCAGGCUGCUUGCUGUCAUGUCCUGCCCAGCACCGUUUGCUCUGUCACAGGAACCAGGGCAGAAUGUCUGCAGUCCCUCACUGUGCAGCUUGGAUAGGAGAGAGGAACAACCUUGCAGAUGGGGCCUUGGUGACUGAGUGCUUUCUUCCUGGAACAGACCUCUGUACUGCCUCAAACAGUCCUCAUGAUACAGACAGGCACCAAACAGGAGAAGGGUCCUACUCCCUUAACAGUGUUGGCCAAAUUGUGCUGCCUAGCAUUGGCUGUAUGCUGAGGCCCCAAAUCUGUGUCCCCUCUCCUCUCAACAGUGAUCAUGUGAUUUUUAUUUCUGUCCUAUAUGGUCAAGGAAGAGUCUACCAGAAGGCUCCCCCUUGGACAUUUGUAAUUCCAGCUCAGAGGCCUUGCCCCUGCCUACCCUCCCACCUGCCCUCUAAUCACAGCAGUGUCCAGCCCAGUGUUGAAUAGAUUGUAGUGUUUUGUCUCAUUACAAAUAAAUAGACUAUAACGGGUCUCAUCCUGUCUCCAGCAUUUGGCUCACUGUGCCGGGCUAUGUCUAGGCACUCAGGAGCUGCUGCUUGCUGGUAUUCUGGGGACAUCUUUGCCAGCAGAGCCCUCUCUAUAAUAACCCCUGCUGAGGAAUGAGUACUGGGAGAAGGCCUCUAUAGCUGAAAGCCAGAAGUGAUGGAUCCUAAAAGUUUCUCACUAGCUGUCCUCCUUAGGUCAGGCUGGCUCCCUGGUUCUUGAACUCCAGCUCAGGCCUUGUCCAGGUGGGCUGUGUCCUGGCUUAGAGAAGGCUCCAAAGGCAAUUCAGCCUUACGGUCAACAAGAGCCCUGGGCCAGCCAGCCUCAGACCAGGGGCUUCUACCAUCUUCCCUUGGAAACCUGGCCACAUAGGAGGUAGCAUGUUUGCAUCCACAGUAGACAGGUGGGAACUGUCUUGGGCUGGGGAAUUACCAAUAGCUGCAGUUUGUGACGAAACGCUACAAAGCCUACAUGUGUGCUUUACUACUCGUGUCCCCAUAUGCCCAAUACCAGCCAGGGAGGCAGAAGCCUGAGCCUAGCGUAUUGUCUAGUCUGUCGCCUACCAUUUUACAGAGUACAAGCACCAGUAAAAGUAUUUUCAUACUAUCAUCUCAGACAUAGGGCCACACCCCAGGUGGUGGGAUUAUGUGGCUUGUCCAGCAUUGGACUAUGACAUCUGGGGCAAGUGGCCAAUUCCUUCCUCUUCUCCCACUGAACAUUUUGUACAGUUUAUAGAGUGGCUUAGUUUCUAAGCCUGAGUGGGAGCCAUAUCAUGACUCCCAUGAAAAAAAACUUUCCUAUUGUCAUCACAGAUUCUGGGCCAAAGCUGGCUGCAUCUACUAUGCUGUGGACAAUAACAUCUCCAAAACUACCAGGAACAGCACCAACGUUGGAGAGUAGCUUAUUCUGGAUUUCACCUGCUUGCUGCCCUGUUCAGGUUGUAUUCCAGUGGCCAGUCUGUUGACUCCUCAGGUAGCCACACUCUGAUUGACCUUGGGCCGGAAUGGCAAUGUCCGAGGCUCUAGGCGCCUCCGAUGCGCCCUCUGCUGGCCAUUUUUCCUCGUGCGCGUGCACGCCCUGCGGCUCUUCCGCCUCCCGUCUUGUUUGACCCUGACGGUGUACCGUCCACGGCUCAAUUGGUUGCCAUAGAAACUCCGGAGCCCUGGGCCUCUGGACGUUGAGGAUCUGACUCCUGUGACUCUGGCUCCUGAGGACCGGAGCGCGAUGUCUUUCCGCGACCUUCGAAAUUUUAUAGAGAUGAUGAGAGCCCUGGGGUACCCACGACAUAUUUCCAUGGAAAAUUUCCGGACACCCAACUUUGGACUUGUAUCUGAAGUGCUUCUCUGGCUUGUGAAAAGGUAUGAGCCUCAGACCGACAUCCCUUCCGAUGUUGAGACUGAACAAGACCGAGUUUUCUUCAUUAAGGCGGUUGCCCAGUUCAUGGCCACAAAGGCACAUAUAAAACUCAAUACUAAGAAGCUUUACCAAGCAGAUGGAUAUGCGGUGAAAGAACUGCUGAAGAUCACAUCUGUCCUUUAUAAUGCUAUGAAGACAAAAGGGAUGGAAGGCUCGAAAGUAGGAGAGGAAGACAUUAGCAAGUUCAAGUUUGACCUUAGCUCCAAGAUUGCAGAUUUGAAAGCAGCCAGGCAGCUUGCUUCUGAAAUCACCUCCAAAGGAGCAUUUCUAUAUGACUUGCUGGGGAAGGAGGUUGAGUUGAGGGAACUGAGAACAGAAGCAAUUGCCAGACCUCUGGAAAUAAAUGAGACUGAAAAAGUGAUGAGAAUUGCAGUAAAAGAGAUUUUGUCACAAGUUCAGAAGACCAAAGACUUGCUCAGUAAUGUGGCCUCUGAUGAAGCUAACUUAGAAGCCAAAAUUGAAAAGCGAAAAUUAGAACUGGAAAGAAAUCGGAAGCGACUCCAGACACUGCAGAGUGUCAGGCCAGCUUUUAUGGAUGAGUAUGAGAAGAUUGAGGAAGAAUUACAAAAGCAGUAUGACAUUUAUCUAGAAAAGUUUCGAAAUUUGGCUUACUUGGAACAACAACUUGAAGAACAUCACCGAAUGGAGCAAGAGAGGUUUGAAGAAGCUGAAAAUACACUCCGCCUGAUGCAGAAUAAACUAAAGGAAGAGGAAAAGCGGCUGCUUAAAAGUGGAAGUAAUGAUGACUCGGAAAUAGACAUCCAGGAGGAUGAUGAAUCUGAUAGUGAAUUGGAGGAGAGACAGCUCUCCAAGCCUCGGACAGCCAUCGAAGUGCUCAUGCAAGGAAGACCUGGCAAGCACAUUGUCGGCACUAUGCAAGGUGGAGACUCCGAUGAUGAUAUGGAAGCAGCUCCACCUCUCUUAGGUAAAUGCAAGACUCUCAACUCCAGGAAGCAGGAAAACUCAGAGGACAGUGAAAUUGACCUGGAAGAUGAUGAAGAUGAUGAUGAUGAUUUGGAAGAUGAGAGCCUUGCUCUCUCACCAGCUAAGCCCAAUAGAAGGGUCCAGAAACCUGAGCCUCUGGAUGAAAGUGACAAUGACUUCUGACUUCUUACCAAGGGACCAGGCAGAUUAAAAACCCCAGAUGUGUAGGUAAACAGGAAAUUAGAAGGCUUGGAAGGUGGAUGUGUUACUUUGUUCCGUAAGCCAGCUGGACUGAUUGUUUCUGAAGCAGUGCUGCUUUCUGUUUCAUUCUCCUGUGUUUAUACCAUAUUCCAUGAACCUUAAAUAAGAACCAAAGCAAGACCCAAAGAUGAUUUUCUUUUUCUUUUCUUUCAAAACAUCACUAAAAUUAUAUUUCACUCUAACAAGGUAGUGAUGACAACUUGGUUGUUUGGGUGAAUUUAAAAUAGCUGGCAUUUGGGAAGUUUGAGUAUGUAAAACUCAGCAAUAAUUUUUUUACUUGCAAACAUCAUUUAAAAGUUACACAUGUCAAGAAAUAAUUUAAAAAUAGUAUGUAAAUUUUCGUCAUGUGUAUGAUACAAAAUUUUUUUCUCUCACCAAAGUUUUUGUGUCAGACACCUUAUGGGAAAUAAAGUGUUAUCUUUAAAGUCUAACACAUAAAAUGUUAGCUUUUCAGAUUAUAUCUUCUCAAACUCUCUAUAUACUCUUGUGAUGCUUCUGAAAUUUGAGCUUUAUUAACAGAUGCUCUGGAAGAAACUUUAAAGGCUUUAGAUUCAUGUCAGUAGCAGCUCAUCUAAGUUAUCUAGUUAUAUGAUUUUGCAGUUCUUGGCUCGUCUUGGUGAGGUAGUCCUCCAUGGUGUUGUUUGAAGGCUGUGGGUUCACUGUACAAACCCCUAAGUUUUUUCUGGGAGGAAAGCUUCUGUGGCGCGCCAAACUAUCAUUAAGAUUGCUGACACAGGGAUACACUAGGGCAGGUCUUGUACUAACAGUGUUCAGCAAAGUUCUCGCCCUGCUGGGCCGGGGGUUUAGCUCAGUAGCAUAAGUGCCUGCCUGGCAAGUGCGAGGUCAUGCCUUGCAAGCAUGUGAACAUAAGUUUGAUCCCUGCUAUCAAUUAAAAAAAAAAAAAGAUAUGCCUUCCUGUUUCUCCACUAGAAAUUUGGUAUUGGCCUCUUCUAAGAAGUCUCUCACUGACCUUGUUUAGCUUAUUGGAUGAUAGUUUCUAGUUUUGAAUUCUUCUGCAUAGAGUUGCUUAUAUUUUCCCAGUUGUGUUUGAUUGGAAUCUUCUUGAGUUUUCAUUUUAGAGAGCUCAGAUUCCAGGUCGUCAUUUCCGAGUUCCAUCUGAUUUCUCACUGAAGCAUCAUAAUUCUCUCUUAACUACUCUAAAUAUUCUUGAUGCUGCUUGUGUCUUGUGUAUUAUCAUGUUAGUUGGAAAUUCGUUUCAUGGAUUUUAAAUCUCCAUGGAAAUUUUCCCGCUUUUUUCUGUUUUGUUUUGUCUUUUAGAGACAGGGCUCAUUAUGCAGUUCAGACUGGCCUUGGGCUCACUUGGUAGCCGAGGCCGAUCUCAAACUUGCAAAUGAUUCUCCUGCCCGUGCCUUCCAAAUGCUGGGAUUACAGGAGUACACUACCACACCUGGCUAUUUUCUGCUCAUUUUUAACUUUGUUUCUGUCAUUUUUAAAAAAGUCUUUUAAAUCUAAUUAGCUCUUUUUUUUAAUUCAGCAUUUUUCUUCUUUUCUUGAUCCAAAGAAUAUUCUCAAGAUUGUUUUAACUUAGUUUCCUUGUCUUUUCCUUAUCAUCUUCAGACAAAUUUUCACUUAACAGAUUUUCUUGAAGAUGUUCAGUUUUCCCUACUUCCUUUCGUAGUUUAACUUUUAACCUGGCAUUCUCAAGUUAAAGCUUUUGUAGGUAUUCUUGCAUCUUCUCAGCAUAUCACACAGCUUCUCUGUGUUGAUCCUGUCCUUCCAGUUGACUUCUGAUUUGAUUUAAUUUCUUCUUUAAAUCCUGUGUUUCAUCUUCUAAACCUUCUAAAUGUGAUAAUGUGAUGAAACUUCCAGUGAAGCCUCUGAGAUAGAUUGAUUUCUUGUGGGUUACCGAUAUGCCUACAUUUCCUAUAUCCUCUAGUUUAGCCAUCUUAAAAUUUUCUUGAUCCACUUGUGCAAGAAGGUAUGCCCCUGAUAAAUGAUCAACAGACUUUUUGGCUCAGAUGAUGCUGUUGAAAAGUAAGAUUGGGAAAAGUCCUGGACAUUGACUGAUUGUUUUAGGAAGGUUUCUACCAUGUCUUUGUUUUUACUGUCAAUCAAGAUUCUAUUUCCUGGUUCCCCAAUGCCUCCUUGAUUUUUCUUGGAUUGCGAAGCAGCAAUCCAUAGCUCAGUUAGGUUUACUUUUGGGACAUUCUUGUUAUUAAGAAAUACAGUCAUCAGAGCCAGGGGCAUAGCUCAGUGGCACCAGUGCCUGCCUGACAAUCACAAAGUCCUGAGUUUGAAUUCUGGUACCAACUUCCCUUCCCCCCAAAUAAAAACUUAGUCAUCAUCUGAUGUGGGCCAGGAAUCAUCAGGACCAGAUCUAUUGGGAAAUCCAUAGGAAGAAAACAUACUACAAAAGUAGGUGAGUUCCAUCCUUAAAAAUUGGUGAAAGAGGAGGCCCGGGAUUUAGCUCAGUGGCAUAAGCGCCUGCCUGGCAAGCCCAAGGUUGUGAGUUCGAUCACCGUACCAAAAAGAAGAAGAAGAAGAAGAAAAGCUGGUGAAAGAUCAGCUAUCUGCAUAUUGAUUGAUGUUUCUUGUUUGUUACAAUUUUUUUUUUUUUUUUUUGCCUUUUUCAUUUUUAUCAGUACCGGGGAUUAUUUGUUACAAUUAAAAUUUGACUUCCAUUUUUAAAAUAUCUUACUUUUUUCUGUCUCUUCUUCCAAUCUAUGAAAUAGAGUAGUGAAGACUCACUUUCACUCCCAUGUCAGAGAGUAACCUGUAGAGCCUGUGAAUACUCACAGGCUUUACUCACAGCCUUUACCAGUUGGCUGUCCUGAAUACUGAAAUGAAAAUCUAAUCAAGUUAAUUUUCUUAUUCUCUUUGCAACUGCUCCAUCCCUACUUGCUCUCCUCUUGCACAAAGUGAUUUUCUUUUCCCCUGUUUGCUCCUCAGAACUUUGGAAAUGCAUGUUUUUAAUAGUUGAGAUCUAUAGGACAAAAACUCAAGAAACAAGGUUGUCAGCAUGUAAGUCUUUCCUGCUGCUGCUACACAUUUAUCUAUGAGCCAGGCAGACCUGGGGCUGGAACAUGGCACAUCUGGCUGUUAAUCAGUUUUCCAAUUCAGAACAUUUAUCAUACGUUAACUUUUAAUUAUACCCCUUUUUUUUUUUUUUUUAUAGUACUGGGGAUCAAACUCACAACUUCGUGCUUGCCAGGCAGACACUUAUGCCACUGAGCUAAAUUCCUUGGUCCUAGUAAUACCCUUUUUUAUAGUCCUGUUUUCUUCUGCAUGCUCAUAAUACCAAGUGUUAGAUAUAUUUUAAUAACUAAAAUGUUCUGAAAGAUAGCUAAGUUAGAUAAAAAUCAACUUUCCUUGGAAAUCAGGUAACACAGAGAGGAUCCAGGUCAUGAACAUACCAUUUUCUCUCACGAGGCUGAUGCUCCUUUGGGGGAGUCAGAUCACCUUGGAGUAAAGGCACCUGUGUGUUUCCUUGAUACGCUGGGCCCUCCCUUAAGAGAUUCCUGCCCAGUGACAGCUAGGAUGUCCUUCCUAAGUCCUUUGUCCACACAUAUGGGUGAAUGCAGGUUUCCUUCAUCUUGUUGCCCUCUUAGAAGAGACUAGCAAGGAGAAAAACACCAGUACAGAUUCAUGUUUCUGACUUAAGAAAAUAAUCCAGAACCAAAUUAGGUGCAAGCCAUGUGGUGCCCAAGAGGAAGAACAAACCAAUUCACCCUUCCCACGAGGCAGCAGAAGCCAGAAGCCACGCUGGGCCUGGGAGGAGUUGCAAGAAGCCAAUUCUUCCUUCCCGUGAUUUGGAGGAUAGGCUAAGUUGAUAGGAACUGAGGUACAGAAACAACAUUUAUGUUGUUUGAUUGACUUUGCAGGCCGAAGGCUGGUAGUGUGAGCAUCUAUUAAGAGGAUAACAAUAUGCAGUAUAGCAAAUAUGGGGGAUUUCCUUCUCACUUGUUUUUGAAAUUCAACAUUGUUUCACUGUUUUGUUUUCUUCCAAUUUUAUUGUUUUGUUUUAUUCAGUGUUCUGUUUUGAUUGGUUUUAUUCUGUUUUGUUUCAUUUUAUUAUAUCUGAUGGUAUGGGCAGCAAUUGUGAAGAUAACAAGAGGCAUUAUGAUAUUAUUCCAUUAUCCUGUUUCAAAGUUCUGUAUCACUUUCACUUGUUUUUGUUUUGAGUGUCUUUAUUCUAUUAUAUUUUGUUUGGUUUUAUUCUCUUUAAAAAAAAUUAGAUACAGCAGCAUAAGAAGUAUUUCCUUAUCGUGAAAUGAAAUGACAUUGGCUUUACAAUGUGUGGGGGAUGAGGAGUCACUUUAAAGGCCCUAGGCCUCCUCGGGACCUACAGUAAACAAUAGCCCCCGGUAUGCGAGACAGAGGCAGGACAGGAAUGCCUGUUCUUCUCACCCUCUGAAACCAUGCUGUGUGACUUGGCUUUGUUUACAGAGUCAUGAGGAAGUGGCCACCUUUGUGACACUAGCAACAAACAUAAUUAACAACAUUCUUGGGCUAUGAAUUUCCUCCUGGGCUAAAGGGGCUAGAAGAAUUGAUGUUGAUUAACUUAGAUAAACAUUGUAGUCUGUCACAUUGUAGCUUGUCACAAGAAAUGCUUUUUCACUAGUUAAUUGUCUGUGCUCUGUAAAUUGGUCCGGUUUACUAUAUAAGAAUCCUAGAAUAAAGACUGUGCGUGCAGUGCAAUGCGGUAAAGUUGCAA
Molecule: messenger RNA, 8331 nt
Organism: Cavia porcellus (domestic guinea pig)
Lineage: Eukaryota; Metazoa; Chordata; Mammalia; Rodentia; Caviidae
Gene: Ift38
Product: clusterin associated protein 1
Exons: 14
Coding region: 2280-3578 (432 amino acids)
Biological process (GO): cilium assembly
Cellular component (GO): centrosome; cilium; intraciliary transport particle B
Source: RefSeq, a predicted model, not a curated record